GGUUGUUUCCCAGGUGAGAAGAUGAGAGGUGUUUGGUACAAUACCUGCACAUAAAUUUAAUCCAUUGAUCCUUUUUCUGUUUUCUAAUAAUAAAGUGGUGCUAAUGUCCACACGGUUAAAUUUUGUCUCUGCUGUUGAUUUGGCUGCAAAGUGGUCUUACCAUUCUCAUUUCAAUAGUAUACAUGCUUGUCGUGUGUAUAAUUGUUCUGUAAAAGUUUUCAAUUACCAUUGAAGUAAUUCAUUUUUUUUUUUUUUUUUUUGGGUAGAGAAAUUGAAAUAGUUCCUUAGUAAAGGGAGUUUUGGGCCUUUUGGCAUGUUUGCUGCAUUCUGCUUCACUUGAAGUGUGUCUCACUCUCAGAAUUUGGUAAAAGAAAGAAUUAUUCAAUGUGAGAAAAAAUUAUGUGCAUGACACAUGGAUUCAUUUUAUAAGCGGAUCACCUACUGCACUUGGACCGUGCUCCCACCUAAUAAUAUAUGGGAUAAGUAACUUCUUUUCCCUUAAUUUAAAGUCAAAUUUCUCGCCUUUGACUCUUGCCAUCAUGCUUUGCCAUCAUAUUAAACAACUUUUGCGUCUUUCUCCAAAGCAAGAUGCAAUUUUUAUAAAUCAUUUAUGAAGACCCUUACCAUGGCUUGCAAUCAUUGAACAAUUCUUGUCUUUGGGUAUGUAUGCGUGUGAAAUUUGAGGAGUUAGGAUCAUGAGUGAAGUUAACCACCAAAGGAUCAAAACCAACGGGAUAUGGAUGCAUAUAGCAGAACAAGGGAAAGGGCCACUUGUUCUUCUGCUUCAUGGAUUCCCAGAGAUUUGGUACUCUUGGCGCCACCAGAUAACAUACUUGGCUAACCAUGGCUAUCAUGUGGUUGCACCUGAUAUGAGAGGCUAUGGGGACUCUGAUUCUCCACUCAGCCCCAACUCCUACACGGUCGUGCACCUUGUUGGAGACCUUAUUGGCCUUCUUGACCAUUUUGGUCAACAACAGGCAUUUGUGGUGGGAACUGACUGGGGAGCAAUUGCUGGAUGGCAUUUGAGCCUAUUUAGGCCUGAUAGAGUGAAGGGACUAGUCACUUUAAAUGUUCCAUACUUUCCAAGAUCUCCAAAUACUAAACCUAUUGAAUCUGUCAGACAAAUGAUUGGAGAAGGAAGUCAUGUCUUUCAAUUCCAGGAACCAGGAAGAGCAGAGUGGUCAUUUGCAAGGUAUGAUUAUUUGACAGUGAUGAAGAAGUUCUUGCUCUUAAACAGAACAGAUAAUCUGGUAGCUCCUCCAGGCAUGGAGAUCAUUGAUUAUCUGGAGACUCCAUCAUUGUUGCCAUCAUGGAUAACUGAAGAGGACCUCCAGGUCUAUGCAGACAAAUUUCUGGAAUCUGGUUUUACUGGUCCUUUCAACUAUUACCGUGCCAUGGAUUUGAAUUGGGAGUAUCUUGCACCAUGGCAAGGAUCAAAAAUAACCGUUCCAACGAAGUUCAUUGCUGGUGACAAAGAUAUUGGUUUUGAAACCCUUGGCACAAAGGAAUAUGUGGAAGGAGAUGUUUUCAAGAGCCUUGUCCCCAACCUCGAAGUUGUUAUUCUAGAUGGUCACCAUUUUAUCCAUCAAGAGAAAGCUCAAGAAGUCUCACACGAAAUUCUUUCCUUUCUUUCCAAAAUUUCUGUGGACUAAUGGAUUUGUCUUUAGUUUAAUUGUAUUUGUAACCUGCAUCUGUGAUAAUUAUAUCAUGUAAGCAAUCUUGAAUAAAAAAUUCAACUUCUUAAUUCUUAUACAUAGCACAAACAAUUUCUGAUGGCUGCCUAUUAACAAGUUACAUUAGCUUUAUCUUGAGGCAA
This is a messenger RNA of Quercus lobata, 1816 nucleotides long. RefSeq names its product epoxide hydrolase A-like. Gene Ontology annotation, molecular function: catalytic activity. The record is from RefSeq and is a predicted model, not a curated record. The transcript has 4 exons. Lineage: Eukaryota; Viridiplantae; Streptophyta; Magnoliopsida; Fagales; Fagaceae. The coding region runs from base 696 to 1652 and encodes 318 amino acids.